Molecule: messenger RNA, 3393 nt
Organism: Galeopterus variegatus (Sunda flying lemur)
Lineage: Eukaryota; Metazoa; Chordata; Mammalia; Dermoptera; Cynocephalidae
Gene: KIFC3
Product: kinesin family member C3
Exons: 19
Coding region: 306-2723 (805 amino acids)
Biological process (GO): microtubule-based movement
Molecular function (GO): ATP binding; microtubule binding; microtubule motor activity
Source: RefSeq, a predicted model, not a curated record
CAGCGGUCUGAGCAUCUCACCUAUCUCUCUGUCCUGGGACAGGGCGUGGAAAAAACACCCCAGUCGGUGGUGAUGAGGACUCCAGUGCCCGAAGUGCAGCUCACCCAGCCCUAGCUCAGUGCCGAGCCCUCAGCUUGGACUGGGCUGGUCCCGGGAGUCCCCACAGGCUCUACCUGACUGUGCAGCAGGCCCUACAGGACAAGGGGUGCGAGAGCAAGAGUCAGGGGACGAAAGAAGAGAAGCUCCUGAAGAGGCAGGCGCUGGUCCCCAGGCGGGACCGGGAGGCCCAGGAAGCUGGUGGCACCAUGAAUGUAGAGAAAACAGGUAGGCGGCUCUUUGGCAGCGGGAGGUGCUCGAGCCUGUCGGGGUCGCCAGGUGCGGCCCCCAUGGUGCAUAGGAUGGUGGAGGCUAUGUCCCAGCUUCAGGAGGAGAAAGCCCAGCUACAGGAGGAGCUGGUGGCCCUACGGGAGAGGCUGGCUCUCUGCGACAGUAACCAGCAAGGCACAUCCACUCAGCUGCAGAACCAGGUGGAAAAUCUGAAGGAGAAACUCAUUAGCCAGGCCCAGGAAGUGAGCCGACUUCGAUCGGAGCUGGGGGGCACUGACUUGGAGAAGCACCGGGACCUGCUGAUGGUGGAGAAUGAGCGACUGAGGCAGGAGAUGCGGCGCUGCGAGGCCGAGCUGCAGGAGCUGCAGGAGCUGCAGGCAAAGCCUGCCACCCCCUGCCCAGGCUGUGAGCACAGCCAGGAGAGCGCCCAGCUCCGCAACAGGCUGUCACAGCUGCAGCUGGAGGUGGCGGAGAACAAAGGCAUGCUGUCAGAGCUGAACCUGGAGGUGCAGCAGAAGACCGACCGGCUGGCUGAGGUGGAGCUGCGGCUCAAGGACUGCCUGGCUGAGAAGGCACAGGAGGAGGAGCGGCUCAGCCGGCGCCUGCGUGACAGUCACGAGACCAUCGCCAGCCUGCGGGCCCAGUCACCGCCCGUCAAGUAUAUCAUCAAGACAGUGGAGGUGGAGUCGUCUAAGACCAAGCAGGCCCUCAGUGAGUGCCAGGCCCGGAACCAGCACCUGCAGGAGCAGGUAGCCAUGCAGAGGCAGGUGCUGAAGGAGAUGGAGCAGCAGCUGCAGAGCUCACAUCAGCUGACCGCACAGCUCCGGGCACAGAUUGCCAUGUAUGAGUCAGAGCUGGAGCGGGCACACGGGCAGAUGCUGGAGGAGAUGCAGUCAUUGGAGGAGGACAAGAACCGGGCCAUUGAGGAGGCCUUUGCCAGAGCCCAGGUGGAGAUGAAGGCCGUGCACGAGAACCUGGCAGGUGUCCGGACCAACCUGUUGACGCUGCAGCCAGCGCUGCGGACCCUCACCAACGACUACAAUGGGCUCAAGCGACAGGUGCGCGGCUUCCCCCUCCUACUGCAGGAGGCCCUCAGGAGCGUCAAGGCUGAGAUCGGCCAGGCCAUCGAGGAGGUCAACAGCAGCAACCAGGAGCUGCUGCGCAAGUACCGUCGGGAGCUGCAACUGCGCAAGAAGUGCCACAACGAGCUCGUGCGGCUGAAAGGGAACAUCCGGGUAAUCGCUCGGGUCCGGCCAGUCACCAAAGAGGAUGGGGAAGGACCUGAGGCAACCAAUGCUGUGACCUUUGAUUCUGAUGAUGACUCCAUCAUCCACCUGCUGCACAAGGGCAAACCUGUAUCCUUCGAGCUGGACAAAGUCUUCUCCCCCCAGGCCUCACAGCAGGAUGUGUUCCAGGAGGUGCAGGCGCUGAUCACCUCCUGCAUCGACGGCUUCAACGUCUGCAUCUUCGCCUAUGGCCAAACGGGUGCCGGCAAGACAUACACCAUGGAGGGGACCCCUGAGAACCCUGGCAUCAACCAGCGGGCCCUGCAGCUGCUGUUCUCUGAGGUGCAGGAGAAGGCAUCCGACUGGGAGUACACCAUCACCGUCAGCGCAGCAGAGAUCUACAACGAGGCCCUCAGGGACCUGCUGGGGAAAGAGCCUCAGGAGAAGCUGGAGAUCCGGCUGUGCCCAGACGGCAGUGGGCAGCUCUACGUGCCAGGGCUGACCGAGUUCCAAGUGCGGAGUGUGGAUGACAUCAACAAGGUGUUUGAAUUUGGCCACACCAACCGCACGACCGAGUUCACCAACCUGAACGAGCACAGUUCCCGCUCGCACGCCCUGCUCAUUGUGACGGUGCGCGGCGUGGACGGCAGCACGGGCCUCCGCACCACGGGGAAGCUGAACCUGGUGGACCUGGCUGGCUCAGAGCGCGUGGGCAAGUCAGGGGCCGAGGGCAACCGCCUGCGGGAGGCGCAGCACAUCAACAAGUCACUGUCAGCCUUGGGGGAUGUCAUUGCUGCUCUGCGUUCCCGCCAGGGCCAUGUGCCCUUCCGCAACUCCAAGCUCACCUACCUGCUGCAGGACUCACUUAGUGGUGACAGCAAGACCCUCAUGGUGGUACAGGUGUCCCCCGUGGAGAAGAACACCAGUGAGACGCUCUAUUCCCUCAAGUUUGCUGAGAGGGUGCGCUCUGUGGAACUGGGUCCUGGGUCACGCCGGGCAGAGCUUGGGUCCUGGUCAAGCCAGGAGCAUCUAGAGUGGGAGCCAGCUUGCCAGACACCACAGCCCACAGCACGUGCCCAUUCAGCCCCCAGCUCUGGGACCAGUAGCCGCCCUGGCUCCAUCCGGAGGAAGCUGCAGCCCUCAGGGAAGUCUAGGCCGGUGCCUGUGUGAUGGACGGGCCCACCGUGACAGGUCUGGAGCUGGGUCCCGAGGACUUGCUGGCCUGCUCCUGCUGCAGCGCUGGGACCCCAGGAGGCGAAGGCAAGAGUGGAGGCUCCUGUUCUGCCCUGUCUCUCCUCAGAGGGGAGAAACAUGUUCAGAAGGAAACAGUGUCUCCUGGCUGUGGCUCUCUGGGUGCAGAUAGCGUGGGCUGGAAGGGCAGGGAUGGCCCACUCCUUCUGGCAGGCCUGGGCUUAUCAAAGAGCUGGGCCCUCGUGGGGAGGGCAGGAGUGUGUGUGCAGGGCAGGGCAGCCCCUUCCUCCGUGGGUGGGCUGAGGAACCUCCAGGAAGGCGCAGGAACCAUGGGAACUGGGGUGGUUGGUGGGCACUGAGGGUCUGCCCUGCCUGCCACUUUCCUCCAAGGAGGGGCCCCCGUAGCUGGGCGCGUAUAUAGUGUUCCCUGGUGUGCGUGGAGCACGGCCCUUCCUGGCCUUGGCUGGGCUGUAUUUAUGGCUGGCAGAGGAGGCCACGGGCAGGGGAGUCUGUUGCCCCCUGUCUGCCUGGCACCAGGUGCUCUCCUUGCCCACUGGCCUCUUCACGUUUUCUUCUCUCUGUAUCCUAUUUAAGAACUUUUGGAAGCUUAGCCAUUUUUACUUAUUAAAAUAAAAGCCUUUUUACACAA